Cavenderia fasciculata is the source of this 1866-nucleotide messenger RNA. RefSeq lists its product as uncharacterized. The record is from RefSeq and is a predicted model, not a curated record. Lineage: Eukaryota; Evosea; Eumycetozoa; Acytosteliales; Cavenderiaceae. The coding region runs from base 1 to 1866 and encodes 621 amino acids. The transcript is spliced from 3 exons.
AUGUUUGACAAGUUAUCUAAUCUAUUAAUAAUACAAAUCAUAACAGAGAUUGAAGAUAAUGUAGAUUUAGUAUGUUUGCUGUUAACUUGUAAACAUUUUUAUCAUAAUAGUAGUUUAAAAAGAUUAAUUAGAUUUAAAGUAGAUGUAAGAGUUUUUGAUAAAGGAAUCGUAUCAGACAAGUUUACAACAAUAGUCAAUCGAUUCAAUCUAAACUCUUUUAAAGAUAUAUUAGAUAAUAGUAUAUCAAAUCAACAUAUCAUAGUACCACCCAAUAAGAACUACCCAAAAUGGUUAAAAGAUCGCAUCUCUGCAAACAACACAGCUGAUACAAGUUGCGUUACAACUGUUUUUCUCAACUAUGAUGAAUCAAAUUCAUCUAAACAAUUAGAUUCGCUAUACAAGAUACCAUCAAUAGAGACAUUGUUCAUACACGACCUAGGUGAAAACUCGGUUGUAGAUCUUACAUCUAUAUCUAGUUUACCGAAUCUCCAACGACUAACAGUUUGUGCAGGUGAGUUGAAUCUAAGUCCUCACACAUCACUCAGUCUCACAAAACUCACUCUUAGUCUGAGCAAUAUACCUCCACAAAAUGCAUUCAUUUCAUUAAAGUCACUCGUCUACCUAAAGAUGGACCUUUUGGAAGAAGAUAAUGAUCAAGAAGAACAUGUGAUGGAUAGUUUAUGUUUGGAUCUAUCGUCUCUACUCAACUUAGAGACAUUCAAGUUUAGAGAAGAUGGUUUUGACGAAUUCACAGACUAUGAUGAUGAUAUUAUUAAUAUCAUACUACCUCCUUCACUCAAGAUUAUGUCAAUCUUUUCCAAACGUACUCAAAUCCCCUCCGGAAACAAAUACAUCAUGCCAGUGUUGGAGAAAUUGUAUGUAGUUCAAAGUCUAUUGAUUGAUGAAAAGAUCAGUCUGUCUUUAACACCAUCUCUAAAGAAACUUGUCAUUUAUCAAUGUGACGAACCCAUUCCAUCGAAUCUCAUCCCAUCCAACCUAGAAAAGCUUACAGUCUAUAGAUAUCCAGGACACAAAGAUACACUCGGGCUGGUUGUAUUCCCACCAUCACUCACUCAUCUAUCCAUCAAGGGAGAUUACCUUGAACCGUCUGUUCGACUACCCCAAUCACUCAUCAAACUAAAUAUAACAACCGAUUAUCUUACCGUCACACUUCCACAACAUUUAAAAAAACUUGUUUGGACAAUAGGUUCGAGAUCCAAAAAAAUAUAUCCAAAUCUAGAGCUUUCAUCAUCCAACAACUAUCCUCUCCAUCUUGAAACACUCAAUUUCUAUAAUAUCGUUGGUCAUUUUACAAUCAAAGUACCACCAGUCACCAAAUAUCUAUCAAUACCUUUGUAUUCGUCAACUAAAAUCUAUUCAAUCAGUUCAAGGAUAACGGUGACUAAACCCAUUGACCAACAGUCACAACAACAACAACUAUGGCUACCUCAUAACACAACUCAUCUCACUUGUUACUCUAAAAAUCGACCAAAUAUGGUAUUUAGAUUGGAUGAAGUAAUAAAUCAUACCAAUGUUGGAUAUUUAACUAUCAUUGUUGAAACAAAAACUUUUCAAUUUACAAUUCAAAGAUUGGACUCUGAUAAUAGAAAUGUAUUGGUUUUGGAAAAACAAACACUUCAAGGUGGAAUUAUUACCCAAAGAAAAACACUCAACAAUCAACAACAACAACACCAACACUACGAUCCUAUAUAUAUAUAUUUGGAUACCUAUUUUGAAAUACAACCAAAUAAAAAUAUUACUAUUAGUGGUGGUACAUGCGAUUUAUUGGAAUCGCAGAAAAACAAAAAACCAAAACAAAUUCACAAAGCCACUUUUCAAUCAUUCUUAUUAAAUACAUACAAAUAA